ACAGGCACGCACUGUGAUAACCGGAAGCAUCAACAGAGCGAUUGAGAAACAGCGAAAGAAAUCAUCACCUGUCGAAUGCGUUCAUAUAGCUCUCCUGCGCUCCCAUUAAUCUCCAUACCCCACUUCCAUAACACCCAUACCUUUUCGUUAAUUCGCUGUCGAGUCGGUCUGGACGGAUAAAGCAGAGCUGGCAGUGUAAUUCUUUGCGCAAACGGUGCGUUAUAGCCUCGCAGCAGAACAAAUGUAAACAAGCAGCUGAUCAGCUGUGCGGCCGAAGACGCGCAACGAAACGGCGUAAUGACAGCGACCCGCAGGGUUUGACAAACAUAUUCUGCAUCAUAUAAAGCGAAAUUAGAGACUUAUUUGCAUGCUGUAGAGUUUUUUUUUUAGACGUUAGGGCAGUACACGAGGACAACUCCCAACCAACCCAUCGCCUUCACCUCCAUUGCGGGCAGCAGCAGAUACAGAACAAACGGCUUAUGUAUUUUUUUUAUUGAUUAGAAGGGUGAUAAAUAGAUUUAUUUGUCUUAACAUCUGCUUGAAGAUUGGAUAACUUCACGCCUAACAGGAAAAGCAACAGGAUUCGAGAAAUAACAAAGGAAAAAUAAGGUUAACAGUCCCUUCUGGGCCCCAAGGAAUAAAUAAAUAUCAGAAACGUAUUAAUAUUUACAUGAAUCUGGAACUUUAAGGCACCCAAACAUUACAUUUCCUGGGGAGCAGCACAGUAAGGCUGAAAGAUCAGGACUGUCAUGGCACACCAGCAGAUGCCGAGCUCUCAGAAAGCUCUGAUGCUGGAACUGAAAUCCCUGCAAGAGGAGCCAGUGGAAGGUUUCCGCAUCACUCUGGUGGAGGAGUCGGACCUCUACAACUGGGAGGUGGCCAUCUUUGGCCCUCCAAACACACUUUAUGAAGGGGGCUACUUUAAGGCCCAUAUAAAAUUUCCUAUUGACUACCCCUACUCUCCUCCGACCUUCCGAUUCCUCACCAAGAUGUGGCAUCCAAACAUCUAUGAGAAUGGCGACGUGUGUAUUUCCAUCCUCCAUCCUCCUGUGGAUGACCCUCAGAGCGGAGAGCUGCCCUCAGAGCGAUGGAACCCCACACAGAAUGUCAGAACAAUCCUGCUGAGUGUGAUCUCACUGCUGAAUGAACCCAACACCUUUUCUCCUGCAAACGUGGAUGCCUCGGUCAUGUUUCGCAAGUGGAGGGACAGCAAAGGCAAGGACAAGGAAUACGCAGAGAUUAUAAGGAAGCAGGUGAUGUCCACUAAGGCAGAUGCAGAGCGAGAUGGAGUUAAAGUACCAACGACGCUAGCUGAGUACUGCAUCCAGACCAAAGUGCCUUCCCACGACAGUAGCUCUGACCUGCUCUAUGACGAUCUAUAUGACGAUGACAUAGAGGAGGAGGAGGAUGAUGAAGACGAGGCGGAGGCCAGUGGGAUUGGCAAUGAAAUGGCCGGGGACUGUUUUGGCGAUGAAGACGACUCUGGCAAUGAGGAAUCUUGACCUCCUUCCACCGUUUCCGUGACACUGACCUUUGCCCUCUCACUAUUCUUUACCCUGACAGCCUCAUGUUUCAAAUUCUCUUUUCCUGUGCUUAAAGCUUUCGUUUUUCACUCUGUUCCAAAAAACUCAUUACUUAAGAUCUCUGUCCUUUUCAGCACCUCCCCGUUCAUAAGUAAAGUUCAGUAUGGGUUCACAAAACCAGUCAUUUUUAGUAACGUUUCACAUCCCACCUUCUCCUGCCUCUUAACCUCAGGGCUUUUGGAUAAUCAGAGCUUGUCAGGCCACCUUAAACAUGCACAUUUCAAAAUGUUUUGUUAAUUGCAACCCUUUUUUGAAGGCUAGUUCCCUCAGAAAAUACAAAUCUGUUGUGAUUUACUCACCCUCAUGUUGCUAGAGAAAUUUUGGCUACAUUCCAGUUCACUUUUUUUAUGCUCUUCACUUGCUAACUUCCCUCCGUCUCGGUU
Sinocyclocheilus grahami is the source of this 1966-nucleotide messenger RNA. It is a transcript of the gene ube2r2, whose product is annotated as ubiquitin-conjugating enzyme E2R 2. The coding region runs from base 750 to 1502 and encodes 250 amino acids. The record is from RefSeq and is a predicted model, not a curated record. The transcript has 6 exons. NCBI's taxonomy places the organism in Eukaryota, Metazoa, Chordata, Actinopteri, Cypriniformes, Cyprinidae.